AUGGAUAUAUUCAAAGGCCUUGAUCUCGAGUUCUUGGAGUCUUAUUCGGGCUAUCCAAGGCGAAAGAUUAUCACCGAAGAGUUCGGUCAUUCCAGGUCUCCAAAGCGACAGAAGAUUGCGGUAGGGCUCGAUUGUUCAUACAAUAAACCCCCCUCCGAUUCACUCGGUUUCUUUGAUCAGUCGAUUGGAGACCCUCUUUCCGAUCAUGAAGCAUUAAAUUGGAGCGACGUUGGAUGUUAUGUCGAGAAGCAAAACAACGGACAUGACGAUACAGCUCAGGCAGUUGAGCCUCUGUUGAUAGAACGAGCACUGGGACAGCCCGACCGAUCGAAGGUUGAUCAACAACUCCAACCGACGGAACGAAAUCCAGCUUCCGGCGAUCCUAAGAAGCACUCCGAAAGUGCGGUUCUCGACGCAAAACAAAUCACCGAAGCCGCCGGUGCAAUCAUGGGAUACAGCUUUGUUUCCGAGCCGACAAUUCGCCUCCAUUCUCUAGAGCGGCGCGCAAAAGAGGCAAUAGGAAAACAGUCGAUUCGAGAUCGCCAUGCAGCCCGACAGUUCAACGAACGUGUGCUUCUCCAAAUCCGAGAGUUAGAAGUCAUCUACACGCCUUCGCCAGACAUCCGUGAAUCAUCGCAAGUGCUCCUUCAACCAUCCCGCCCCAUCCAGGAGGCUUUGCCGAUCAUCAUGCUGGCGCGGUUUGUCCCACCAAGCAGUCAUACUUGCUGGGUCAAACUGCCCUUGGACGUCAAAAAGAGAGGAAAAGAAAGGAUUUUAAACGACGUGGUCUACGCCAGAAUCUCCCAUCUUGCAGAUCAUCUGAACCGGUUCCAUAACUUGUUUCGCUUCAAUGGACUCGAUCGAAUCGUUCUCGGAAAAGCUACAAACACCCACAAGGCUCUUCUUGAUUGGUUUUAUGAUCUCGUCUUCACAGCCACACUGGAUCGCUUGCCUCUCCUCGGCCAAAUUCAUCCAACCUGCUCGCUGAGAACACUCACGGAUCCCCAGAUAAUUCUCUAUAAAAUCUUGACCGAUUCAAAGAAGUUGAACAGGCAUACAGCUGCGGUAGCUGCCCUCGAUCUGAUGGAACAUUGGUACCAACAACAUCCCUCUAGACUUCCCAACUGCCCGCUCUCUAAACAGGGUGGUUAUCUCAAAUUAAUCUAUGAUCGGGUAUUCAAACCAAAAAAAACCCUACACUCAAAACGAAGAGGAAGAUAGCAGCAAGAUCAUGAAUGAUCACCCAGAUGAUCAUUAUUUUUUGUUGAUGAUCCUAUAAUUAGUGGGUG
This is a messenger RNA of Puccinia graminis f. sp. tritici CRL 75-36-700-3, 1289 nucleotides long. RefSeq lists its product as uncharacterized. NCBI's taxonomy places the organism in Eukaryota, Fungi, Basidiomycota, Pucciniomycetes, Pucciniales, Pucciniaceae. Bases 1 to 1221 code for a protein of 406 amino acids. The transcript has 3 exons. The record is from RefSeq and is a predicted model, not a curated record.